Vanrija pseudolonga is the source of this 949-nucleotide messenger RNA. It is a transcript of the gene sec72, whose product is annotated as Translocation protein sec72. The record is from RefSeq and is a predicted model, not a curated record. Lineage: Eukaryota; Fungi; Basidiomycota; Tremellomycetes; Trichosporonales; Trichosporonaceae. Gene Ontology annotation, biological process: protein folding. The transcript is spliced from 3 exons. Gene Ontology annotation, cellular component: cytosol; nucleus. Bases 35 to 835 code for a protein of 266 amino acids. Gene Ontology annotation, molecular function: Hsp70 protein binding; Hsp90 protein binding.
GAGAGCCACCUGUUGACAACUCUCCACCACCACCAUGGCUCACGAAAACUGCAACCACGGCCCAGGCGAGCACCACCACGGCCACGACCAUGGCCACGGUCACGGCCACGACCACUCGCAUGGCCCCCCCGGCGGACCAGGCGGACCGCCCAUGGAGAUCCAGGUCGACCCGGCGAUGCAGCUCCUCCUCGACUCAUUACCGCACACGCCCAAGCCGUUUGCGCUCGCCGAGAUGCCCAUCCCCAACACCCAGCCGCCCAUCACCCAGGUCAUGGUCGUCUGUCUCGAGCACAAGUCCCCGGCGUGCGAGCUGUGCAACGUCAACUUUACCGGCCUAAACUACAUGCACCAGUUCCUCCGCGCCGCGCCCCCCGAGGCUAUCCCUCCGCCGCCCAAUGUCCAACCCCCGCCCCAGCGUGCCGAGCAGAUCAAGGCGGCCAAGGAGGCCGGUAACACUGCAUUCAAGGCCGGCAACAUUCCCGUCGCAGUGCAAAACUACUCGCGGUCAGCCGACAUGGCGCUUUCGCGGCCACCUUGGGAGCUCGCCGCCGUGUCGCGCGACGAGACGGCUAUUGCGCUGUGCAACCGCUCGGCAGCGUUCGCGCUUGCUGGGGCCUGGGCCAACGCCCUAGCCGACGCCGAGGCUGUCAUUGCGCUCAAGCGUCCUUGGACCAAGGGUCACUUCAGGCGAGCACGCGCGCUCGUGGGCCUGAACCGUAUCGAGGAGGCGCGGGACGCGAUUGUCGACGGGCUGCAGUUUGAGCCUGAUGACAAGGAGCUCAACAACUUCCUGCAGGAGGUCGACGGCAAGCUUGCCGAGCAGGACAAGGCAUAGGGAGGGGGGAGUUGGUUGGGUUGUUGGAGCAGCAGGAGCACGACACGUCGAUGCGCUAUACCCCCCUCUGAUUGUAAUACCUACAUUGCAAAAGACAUGUAUUGUGACACAGAG